UGGAGCACUUGAUGGAGAUCAGAUGGCCACGAUCCAACCUUAUGAUUUUAACAUUUUAGGCCUUAUUAUCAAGAUCUGAUGGUCAUCUAAGUAGGGACUAUGUAGACUCAGUUCCGCGACUCCAUCUCCGGCGACGCAACCAUUUUCUCCGUCAACGACGUCUCUAGUGAAUCGGUGGUUGGAAGAUGAAUCAGAAUGUACCGCAAUCAAGUUCAACCGAAGGAAGGGAAGAUGAUGAUUCUUCACUCUCCGAAUUCUUAUCUUCCUUAAUCGAUUAUACUCCCACCAUACCUGAUGAGUUGGUAGAGCAUUACUUGGCCAAGACUGGCUUUCAAUGUCCUGAUGUUAGAUUGACUAGAUUAGUAGCUGUUGCCACUCAGAAAUUUGUUGCAGAAGUUGCAGGCGAUGCUCUCCAGCACUGCAAAGCAAGGCAAGCACAAAUUCCAAAAGACAAAAGGGACAGGCAACAGAAGGAUAGGCGCCUAGUUAUGACAAUGGAAGAUCUAUCGAAGGCACUUCGUGAGUAUGGGGUGAAUAUUCGGCACCAAGAAUAUUUCGCCGACAGCCCUACUACUGGAAUGGACCCUGCCACUCGAGAAGAAUGAGCACUUUCUUGAAGCUUUUAUGAACUAUUUCAACGAUGCACCAACUGUAGCAGCGUCUUCUCGAAGCUUCCUAAGUACUGCAAUUGUACACACUAUAACAAUGUUUCUUUCACUUUUAGAUUGUUUUGAAACUUCUACUUCAUGUUUGCUUAAGAAUUGGGUUCUUUAGUUUUUGUUCAUCUAGGUCCAAUUUAUCAUUGGUUGGUUUUGUUCAUGAAUGUUAAUUUGUGAUAAUGUAUGCUUAUAACAAAAUUUUGUUGUUGAUGUUGAUGAGAUUGCGAUACUGGUAUGUUCAUCUA
This is a messenger RNA of Lathyrus oleraceus (garden pea), 904 nucleotides long. Its product is annotated as transcription initiation factor TFIID subunit 10. The transcript has 7 exons. Gene Ontology annotation, biological process: transcription initiation at RNA polymerase II promoter. Bases 186 to 605 code for a protein of 139 amino acids. The record is from RefSeq and is a predicted model, not a curated record. Gene Ontology annotation, molecular function: promoter-specific chromatin binding; RNA polymerase II general transcription initiation factor activity. Gene Ontology annotation, cellular component: nucleus; transcription factor TFIID complex; SAGA complex. Lineage: Eukaryota; Viridiplantae; Streptophyta; Magnoliopsida; Fabales; Fabaceae.